This is a messenger RNA of Girardinichthys multiradiatus, 3276 nucleotides long. It is a transcript of the gene adra2a, whose product is annotated as adrenoceptor alpha 2A. Gene Ontology annotation, molecular function: adrenergic receptor activity. Lineage: Eukaryota; Metazoa; Chordata; Actinopteri; Cyprinodontiformes; Goodeidae. The record is from RefSeq and is a predicted model, not a curated record. Bases 590 to 1852 code for a protein of 420 amino acids. Gene Ontology annotation, biological process: adenylate cyclase-activating adrenergic receptor signaling pathway. The transcript is spliced from 2 exons. Gene Ontology annotation, cellular component: membrane.
GUGCUGCUGUUGUCAAACAACCACGGCGGCGCAGCGUGCCAGUUUUGACACUCCUGCGGACGCAUGCACGCACGGUGACCCGGCGAGCGGGACACUUUUUGCAACGUGCGGGCUAUAAGGAGAGGGAGUGGCGCUCUGGCGAGCAGUGAGGAGAGAAACUCCACACGCAGACAGUAACACGGCAGCGCCCGGGAUAACAUGAUUAGCGCUCUAUUAGGUCCGCUGCCGAGCGCAACUAGAUGCAGCGCAGAGACCAUUGCGAGUGGAGAGACAGGAGGCGCAGAGUAAACGCUUCAUCCGCCUCAUGGAUCUUCUUUGCCUCCUCCUCAUUUGCCUAAAGAAGUUACCCGUUUGCAGUAUUUUGGUGUCCUGGCACUGGAGAGGCACCGUCAUCGCUCUUUGUCUCAGAUAAAGUGAUUUUUUAAAAUAUCCCUCACAAUGAGGAGGAAAAAUUCGAGAAAGUCUCAGAGAAGUGAUUCAGUCUCUUCCUCUCUCAGCUCUGCUGUGAGCCACUAGUUUUGUCCUGCCUGGUGGAUGAUAUUUGUUAACCUCAGGUGAACUCUCACAGGAAGUGGGCCAAUCUGCUACCAUGGAGGAUGACAAUAACACCUUCCAGAACUUCUCGAGCUUGGCCCCUUACAGCCUACGGAUAGCCCUGCCUCUCAGUGUGCUGGUGGGCUUCAUGAUCCUGCUCAUAGUGUUCGGUAACGUCCUGGUGGUCAUUGCUGUGUUUACAAGCCGGGCCUUGAGAGCCCCACAGAACUUAUUCUUGGUGUCCCUGGCCUCAGCGGACAUUCUGGUGGCCACCCUCGUGAUGCCUUUCUCCCUGGCCAAUGAGCUCAUGGGAUACUGGUACUUUGGCGAGGUGUGGUGUGAGAUUUACCUUGCGCUCGAUGUUCUCUUCUGCACCGCCUCCAUCGCUCACCUUUGUGCAAUCAGCUUAGACCGCUAUUGGUCCAUCACACAGGCCAUAGAGUACAACCUGAAGAGGACACCUCGCCGCAUCAAGUGUAUCAUCUUCAUUGUUUGGGUCAUUGCAGCAGUUAUCUCAUUCCCACCCCUGAUCAGCAUGGAGAAAGAAAACAGCGAGAAAUUCCCUGCGUGUAAGAUCAAUACCGAAAAAUGGUACGUCAUCUCCUCCUGCAUCGGCUCCUUCUUCCUACCAUGUGUCAUCAUGGUGCUGGUCUACGUGCGGAUCUACCAAAUCGCAAAAAAAAGGACACGGGCACCAACUGGAGACCGGAGGCCAGAUGCUAUGUUGAAGCCAGCCAACACUCCUGCUGUGAACCGGAAGGAAAACGGUGCAGGCGAUGCCAAGGAUCGCCUCUGUCAUGAGAAGCUGAAUGGUGAACAGGCCAUAGAGCUGCAGGAGGGAGUGGGAGGACAUCAAAAGGCAGAAGAGGUAAAAGGUGAGGUCAACGGAGUGGAUCUUGAGGAGUCAUCAUCCUCUGACCAUAAAGUGAACAAUCCAUGCUCCAUUAGAAAGAAAGCAAACAAGGGGAAACCCAGACUGAGUCAAAUCAAACCAGGGGACUCCAACAUCCAAAAGCAAGAGCCGAACACCAAAGGCAGCCGCUGGAAAGGCCGGCAAAACCGUGAGAAACGGUUCACCUUCGUCCUGGCAGUGGUCAUUGGUGUCUUUGUCAUUUGUUGGUUUCCCUUUUUCUUUACUUAUAUGCUGAUGACUCUUUGUGAAUCCUGCCCCGUGCCUCCCACCCUGUUCAAGUUCUUCUUCUGGUUUGGCUACUGCAACAGUGCUCUGAACCCUCUGAUUUACACCGUUUUUAACAACGACUUCAGGAGGUCAUUCAAAAAGAUACUAUGCAGGAGGGACACCAGGAGAUAUGUAUGACUCCAGCUCUGUAUCCUUGUAUCUUUUUUUGAUAUAUUGUGCAUCCAUUGUAAAACAGCAUGCCCAUUGUGCAUGAAACAGCAGUUUGUGGUUGCUCAGGAAGGUGUUUAUGUGCAGAAUCUUCCCUUUCAAUGCAUCCACCAGUCACAGCUUUAACACAAAGAUGGAAAUCACAGAGAAAACCACAGUAAGAUCUUGUUUUUAUUGUAUCUGAUUUUUUUUAAAGAGGCAAACAUAGUGAAGUUGUUGAUAUGUAAUGGAUAUGUAUGUUGUACCAAAUGAUCUGUCCGAUUAUUUGUCUAUUUCUGUUUUUAUGGAAACAGUUUUGUGCUACUUUGUAUGAUGUGGUGAUAAUUAUUACAAGGAAGACGAUGCUGGUGGACUUGUGGAAAAAAUGACUCUAAAAAAGAAAUAAAGCCCAUUUUAUCUAAGAUGGUUUAAAAAAAAAAACCUAGUGAAGAGAUGGGAGUGAUGAUUUAAUGUUGUUUCGGUUCUUCUGCUUUUGACGGCGUAUGUUCAAACACUUUAAAACACACACUUGGGAUUAUGGAGGUGGGGAAAGGACAGAGAAUAGAUAAAUAAAUGCCAGGAUUUAUUUUGUAAAAUGAACAACAAUGCAUACUGUUCUGGUCAGACAUUUACAUUUACUUAUCAGUAUGAAUUUCUUAUUAAUUUUGGGCUUUUAGUUAUAGGUUUGAACAACUCUUUCUCCUGAUUGGAUUGAUUAUACAAUUAUUUGAAUUGGGUGCACAAGACAGAAUGUAUUCCAGAUUUUUUUUUAUACAAUUAGUAUUUGAUUAAUUGCUUAGCUACCCUCAUGUUUUGACAUGAUUCUAGCUGUAAUUUUGAUUGCCUCUUUAGGGAGAAAUAGAAGAGCUCAUUUAAAAUGGUUGGUUUCCUGGUAUGGACCUGGUUUUUGGAACAUUUUUAAUAGUGUUGAGGUGGGGGCCGUUCCAGAAGCUAAAUUUUUGUCUGCUUUAUCCAUUGCAGAACAGGAUUUAACAUGAGCUUGGGUCCAAUGUUCUGUUGGAACACCCAGUUGUGACCAAGUUACAACCAUCUAGAUAUUGAUGUAAGGUGACGUUAAUUAGUAAUUUUCGUCCUUACUCCUUAUUCCACUGACUUUGUGCAAUGCACCUGUACCACUGGUGUCAAAACGGCCUCAGAGCAUGAUGCUGCCGCCACCAGGCUUUACAGUUGGUACAGUCUUCUUAGGCUCUCACCUUUGGCCCCUCCAAACAUACUUUUUGUUGCUAAAGUCAGCUAUCUCAGUCUUUGGCUCAUCUAAAUGUAAAACGUUCCAUCAAGGAAGCUAAAAGUAAGUUUCUUGAAAGGUCCCAACCAUAACCCUGGUGGAAAUGUAUGGACUAUGCUUUUAAAAGGGUUUGGUGUCAGGAAACCAACAAAUUUAAAUCAACUACCAA